GAUGGGGAAGAAAGACCUGUUAACCUGAAGGCGCCCGUGACCGACAUUGAUGGCAUGAAGCUUGUUGUGCAGACCAAAGAGGAGGUGAAAGAGUGGGGGGUGGAGUCGGGGCGGGCGCGGCGGCGGGGGGGGGGAGCAGCGUCACCCUGGACGAGAUCACCAAUCGCGUUUUUCAAGACCUGAGGAACGGCAAGGCUGAUUUAUACUUUGACGAGAUGGGAGUCCUGGAUUUGGACGCGCGAUCUUGCAGGACGGACAGCAGUGAUAAGUCUUCCGGAAUCCUUGGUGGAUUUAGCAGAAGAAACUCCUUUGGACCCGACAAGGACUUAAACAGCAAAGGACGCAAACCCAGGGGAAGUGUUCACGACAGUUUUGCUUUGCUCUCCCACUCCGACCACCACUCCCUUACAGCCAAGAGGCGAGGCGGCAGCAGCAGCGGCACCACACCCUUGCAGAACAAACAGGAAAAUGAUGAGCUCUACGAGGGCCUCAAACGAGCGCAGAUGAGCCGACUGGACGAUCAGAGAGGGACGGAAAUUAAUUUUGAACUCCCAGACUUCUUGAAAAAUGACCAGCCACAGGACAAGACGUCUCCCCGGGCGUUAGCGGAGCAGCUGCUGGCGCGGCUGGAGUGCAGCUUUCCGGAGGGCGUGGUGGGGGCGCCGGGGGGAGUACUUCUCCCUCGCCCACCCCGAGGUAUGGGGGGCUGCCUUCCCCGUCUCUCCCCCCCCGCCACCUCCGCCAACACAACACUGGUGGCUGGGGACCUCGGUGACCUCGGGGGUGACCUGGGGGAUGACCUUGGGGGUGACCUCAGGGGUGACCUCAGGGGUGACCUCGGGGGUGACCUUGGGGGGAUCUUGGGGGGAAUUAGAUCUGGAUGACUUUGAGGAUACGCUGAGAGGGGACGCCGACCCCCCUGACCUGCCGCCGUCCCCUGCCCUGCCCCCCAGCACCCCCAGCCCCCCACCGCUGCCAUGGAGGGGGGCGCCGUCCCUCCUCGCAUGCCCCUCACCGCCCUGCCUCUCUCCCCGCCCCCCUCCCCCCAAAGCCUAAGGUAGGUGGGGUGCGUGGCCCGCCCCCCCCCCCCCUCCAGACAACUGCACCUCCUGAACCCCCCACCCCCCUCCUUCCCCCCGCCGCCCCCCUCCUCGAGUAAUAGUGAGGAUGAGGGGGGUCUGUGCGCCCCCCGGACCAGCUGCCCCCCCUGCCCCCCUCCACCUAGGCAGACAGUCCCACGAUAAAUUUAAUAUAAGCUUUGUGUGAGUGUGUGCGUGCGUGUGUGCGCGUCAGACACACACACACACGUACACACACACACACACUGUCCCCCCACCCCCCCUCGCCCCCCACCCCUGCACAGUACAAACAAACAAACAAACAAACAAAUGACAGGUGAAGCUAGAGCGUGUUUAUUUCUCUCUCUCUCUCUCUCUCUCUCUCUCUCUCUCUCUCUCUCUCUCUCUCUCUCUCUCUCUCUCUCUCUCUCUCUCUCUCUCUCUCUCUCUCUCUCUCUCUCUCUAAUUUGUUAUAAUUAUUAGCAUUCCAUUUUCUUUUUCUUCCUCCUCCUCCUCCUCCUCCUCCUCCUCCUCCUCCUCCUCUUCUUGUUCUUGUUCUUCUUCUUCUUCUUCUUCUUCUUCUUCUUCUUCUUCUUCUUCUUCUUCUUCUUCUUCUUCUUCUUUUCUUUUCUUUUCUUUUCUUUUCUUUUCUUUUCUUUUCUUUUUUUCCCUCCUCCUCCUCCUCCUCCUCCUCCUCCUCCUCCUCCUCCUCCUCCUCCUCCUCCUCCUCCUCCUCCUCCUCCUCCUCCUCCUCCUCCUCCUCCCAAAGGCUUCACAAUCACUCCUGAUGAUGACAAUGAUCAUUAUUAUCAUUAUUAUUAUUAUUAUUAUUAUUAUUAUUAUUAUUAUUAUUAUUAUUAUUAUUACUACUACUACUACUACUACUACUACUACUACUACUACUACUACUACUACUACUAUUGUUGCUGAUGAUGACGAUGUUGUGCCAUUCCUUAUAAAUAUUUAUGAAUAUAUAUAUAUAGAGAUUUAUAUAGGAGAUUUAUAUAUACAGCAGAGAGAGAGAGAGAGAAUGUAUGUAUGUAUGUAUGUAUGUAUGUAUGUGUGUGUAUGUGUGUGCGUGCGUGUGUGGCCCCCCUUUAUUGGGCAGUGAUAAAACCAGUAUUUUUUUGUAUAUAACCCCCCUCUGUGUAUACCCCCCCAGCUGUGUGUGUGUGUGUGUGUGUGUGUGUGUGUGUGUGUGUGUGUGUGUGUGUGUGUGUGUGUGUUUUAUGUUCCUAUUCUUUUCUGUAAAUAGAGAAAAUAAUAAUGAAAUAAAUCAAUACACAAAUA
Scylla paramamosain (green mud crab) is the source of this 2348-nucleotide messenger RNA. RefSeq lists its product as uncharacterized. Gene Ontology annotation, cellular component: nucleus; plasma membrane; cytoplasm. Gene Ontology annotation, biological process: regulation of G protein-coupled receptor signaling pathway. NCBI's taxonomy places the organism in Eukaryota, Metazoa, Arthropoda, Malacostraca, Decapoda, Portunidae. Bases 216 to 884 code for a protein of 222 amino acids. The transcript is spliced from 6 exons. The record is from RefSeq and is a predicted model, not a curated record. Gene Ontology annotation, molecular function: GTPase activator activity.